AUGCUCGAACGAACCGCUGCGGCUUUGGAGUCGCGCAGCCUUCAACGGAUAAUCCAUAGGCCCUCGAAUCGAUCUCAAAAGCUACAUACAGGCUUCUGGCAGCAUGGCGCCGCCGCUAUCGAUAUUUCCAGCUCUCUUCCUGGCUCAAUGAGACCAGUUGGAGCUGCGACUCCCGAACCGGAAACACAGCAGCUCCAAGCGAACCUCUUCGCCUCGGUUCUGAUGCUCGACUUCCUAUAUCCUACCUCGACUAUACCUCUCUUACGCCGUCUAUACCCUGAACUACCGAAUCCUCAAAAUGCGCAACGAACGGCGAUUGUCUCGAAUAGACGAACUUACUCUUCAAUAACGACACCGCCCAGCAAUGACGAGUCAACGACAGAUGAAGGUGGUUGGCCCAACAAGGACUCGAAACUCCAAGAUCCAGAACCAGAGGAUGACACGAAUAUAUGGGUUGGCACAGAGGCAAUAAUACCGAAAAGAGGUCAGACGGAUUUGGAACUGCUCCAAAACAUCAUGGGCACCAAGGGACGUCAUUUUCAGCAAGCUUGGGAUAUUUACUCUGGGAUGGAUGGCGAGCAACGGCGUCUUGUGCGUGGUCCUCUCGUCAAUUAUCUUUCCCGCUCCCACAGUAUUGUUGAGACAGGGCGAGCUCUCUCAGUCUUUCGUCAGAUCCCCACGCCCGAGUGGACCAAUGAACUCUUGUCCGCAGCCAUCCUCCUCCUUUUGCGAUCCGGAGACCUGCCAGGAGCCGUGGAAACUUUCAAAACAGGAUUAGAGAUUGGGGGGCUCAGCCACGGCCUAGAAUUUCUGAUGGCAGAUACCGUUAACUCGCGGAAUUGGCCAGUCGCCCUGGAUGUUUGGACUUCAUAUCACAAGAGGAUGGACAAAAGGACUCCCGGUAUGAAGCCAAAUGUGGGGCGAUUGCAGCAGCUUGGGACUCUCAAGAAAAAGGGAGACCUCUAUCUUGAUUUCAGAAACUACCUGGUCGGCGAGGGUAAAGAUCAACAUAAGGAGAUCCAGAAGGACAUGGCUGCCAAGAGAGCUUUGUCUGCACUGCGGAGAUUCUUUGCUACAUUGGCUCUACGGGAGCCGUGUCCCCCGGCUCAGGCAAGCAUCAUUCUCGAGGCUCUUGGCGAUAACUUCGAAUAUAACACAUAUAUGAACACCAUGUUCAAUCGUUGGUACGAUAAACUAGAAGACCGAUACACAAUGGAACAGCUCCCCGCCAUUUAUCAAAAGCAACGACUAUUGCCAGAUGCAGCGCCUACCAUGGCGGUGUACCGCGGCUUGUUCAAAGUGAAUUUCCCAAGGAACAGAGCUAGAUUGGAAGAAUUGUACCAAGACUGGGUUCGAAUCAAAGGCGGUUUGAAUCAAUGGGGAUACGAAAAGUUUUUAAAAUACUAUGCAGCAAAAGGAGAUGUGCCAUCAGUCAAGAAGCUUUGGGCUCAGUUUGCGAAGGAGUACCCUGAGAUAAUUCAGGAACCCCGAGGAUUCAGAAGCACGAUCAACGUCUAUGCUCAAGUUGGAGAUGUCGAGGGCGUCAAGAAAGAGAUGGAAAGGAUGGUCAAGGAGUACAACGUUCAACCUGAUGUCGAUAUCUGGAACACACUGCUCAAGGCUUACAUGAGAACCAAUGACUACGACGGUGUCUUGGAUUUGUUCGAUCAAAUCACAAGCCAACACCAGCCAAGCUCUUAUACUUAUGCCCACGUCAUGGCGAUGAGUUCCAAGAAGGGUGACCUGGACACAACUCUGGAAUACUUCGACAGAUCUCAGCGUGAAGGUGUACCAAUCUCAAAAGAGAUGGGACUGUCUUUGGUAGUAGCUUACUGUCGAAGCGGUCAACUCGCUGCGGCGGAGAGUUUGUGCAUUGAAAUGACCCACCGCAAGAUUGCUUCGCAAGCCAUCUGGAACCAACUGCUCAAUUACAACGGCGUCGAAGGAAAGAUUACAAAGGUGUAUGAACUACUCAAGCAGAUGAAACAACUUGGAGUUGAAUGGGACGACGAGACGUACGAAUUUCUUCUCCAAGCCCUUGUCAGGGUCAACCGAAUUCCUGCGGCACACGCGCUUUUGAAGCGUGCUGUCAAUGAACGUUUGUUCCAUGUCACACCCGAUCAUUAUGCCAUUGUCAUGGCUGCAGCUGCACGACUCGGAGAGUCUCCAGUCGUAGAAACUCUCUUUGCCCAACUUCAGAAGUCAGAGCUGCCUAUAACUUUUAAUGCUUUAGUUGCCCUCGUCACUCAUGCCAACAAAAAGAAGCCAGGCGCCGACCGAACAAGGUAUCUAGCGAAUGAACUCGUUGAGUACUUCCGACAGGCGGUCGCGGCUGCUAAGGACGAAUCUGCACCUGAAGACUUCGCCGAUGCCGGGAGCAUUGCGGAUCUAAUGCGAUCUACUCCUAAGAUCGGUCGAGCAAUUGCUUUACUUGUCGAACUUCGAGAAUUCAUCUCGAUCGAAGAAAUGAUGGGCUUGUUCGUUCAGAUCUUCCCGCAAUAUCAGACCAACCAAUUUCCGCCUGAAAUCAUGUCUGCUUUGAUGCAUGCGCAUUACAUGGAUGAGAACUACGACAAGGCCUUGGAACUUUGGGAGAAGACCUGGGCAGACGUUUAUGCUUCGAGCCGAAAACGUUCAGGAGAAGGUAUUGCUCUUGGUACUGAGUAUGAACUGUCUCGCGCUGUGAAUGUAGUGGCACGCGUGUAUGGAGAGAUGAAUGAUGGAGCAGGCUUGAGCGAUACUAUCGACAAAGUCAUGGCAGCAGGCUUUAAGCUUACCCGAGAAAACUGGGUUAUCGUCAUAAGCAACCUCUCUGAACUCGGCAAGUGGGAUCGCGCUAUGUACUGGUGCGAGACAUUGCUCAUGCCAACUUGGGACGGCUGGGCCUUCAAGCGAGAUAUCCCACACAAGAGAGAAAACUCUCGCAUGUUGUCAGCGCCUCCAAGACUUGUCCUGCGACUACAGGCGAAGUGGCUGGAGAUGCGCAAGAUGGCUGCCUGGGAUCCCAUUGUCUCUCGUCUUCUCUCUACAGUGAAGGAGAAAUACCCCCGUCUGCACCACGCCUUCACCACAUCGGAGGUUGAUGUUAUACCUACAAAAUACACUGUCAACGGCAAGGAGGUUGAUCCUAGUGAGCUCGACAGUAUACUGCAGAGUCUGCCUUAUCUGUCGCUGCUCAAGGUCAGGGACAACCUGAGGAGACAACUGGAAAAGCAAAAGAAGAGCGAGAGCAGCCUCGGAACACCAGCAGAGCCUGUCGACAGGGUAAAGUGGAAGCAGGACCUGCAAGCCAAGGUUAACAAAUUCGCCCGAGAUUGGUAUCUUACACGCAAGAAUGCCUAUGAUGAGAAUCUGAAAGAGCAGAAGCGGCAAAGGUGGCUGCCCCGCGAUGAAAGAAGAGAGAUCGAGAUCAAGGCUUCGGCCAUGGGCCAAGAGCCCGUGGAUAUGCGAGUAGCCCGCGAGCAGUUUGCUUACUGGAAUAAGUUCUGGGAUCGAUAUGAUCAGCGUCGUCAUGGCGCAAGGAGACAGCCGGUCGCCCGUGGUCGUCCAAAUUACCUCACGAAGAAUCCGGUGGAGGCUGCAAAGAUGCAAAGGUUGCGAAACAAGCGUGCUGAUGAUGAAUGA
Messenger RNA from Fusarium coffeatum, 3624 nucleotides. RefSeq lists its product as uncharacterized. Gene Ontology annotation, molecular function: protein binding. The transcript has a single exon. Bases 1 to 3624 code for a protein of 1207 amino acids. The record is from RefSeq and is a predicted model, not a curated record. Lineage: Eukaryota; Fungi; Ascomycota; Sordariomycetes; Hypocreales; Nectriaceae.